Molecule: messenger RNA, 1257 nt
Organism: Penicillium waksmanii
Lineage: Eukaryota; Fungi; Ascomycota; Eurotiomycetes; Eurotiales; Aspergillaceae
Product: phosphatidyl synthase
Exons: 3
Coding region: 1-1257 (418 amino acids)
Biological process (GO): glycerophospholipid biosynthetic process
Cellular component (GO): mitochondrion
Source: RefSeq, a predicted model, not a curated record
AUGCCUACGGCCGAUGCAUUCGAGUCCCAGAGGCUUCGCCGAGAUUCAAGCCUAGACGCCGAUCGGGCCGACCUUUAUGGGGGCCCCAACGUCAUAGCUCCUCCGAAACACUUAACAGACCCGAGUUGCAACUUUAAAUUCAACUUCAACAACACAAUGGUGACCGACCCCGUUAGCUCUGAUACCACCUCUUCAUACGAGGGAGACUCUUCCCAAGUGACCACGCCCUUGUCAACACCAUCAACGGUAACAAGCAGCGACUUCGCGUUCGCAUUCGACAUUGAUGGCGUCUUGGUUCGGGGUGGCGAGCCCAUCCCGGAGGCCGUCGAGGCUAUGAAGUAUAUCAAUGGCGAGAAUCCGUACGGGGUGAAAGUACCAUACGUUUUCCUUACAAACGGCGGCGGCAAGUCCGAGGAGGAACGAUGCGCGGAUCUCAGUCGCCAACUCGAAAUGGAGAUCUGUCCUGGCCAAUUCAUUUGCGGCCAUACGCCCAUGCGCGAAAUGGCGGAACAAUACAACACUGUUCUAGUCGUUGGUGGCGAGGGCGAAAAGUGUCGCGCCGUCGCCGAGGGCUAUGGAUUCAAGAAUGUCAUCACCCCCGGAGAUAUCAUCAAAACAAGGAACGAUACGACGCCUUGGCGCAGACUUACAGACGAAGAGAAUGAGAAUUCGCAUCUGAUCGAUCUGGAAAAUACCCAAAUUGAAGCGAUUUUUGUCUUUGCCGAUAGUCGUGAUUGGGCUGGAGACCAGCAGAUUAUCCUGGACAUCCUCAUGACCGUGGAAGGCAAGCUGGGCACUCGCUCGGAGGUCUUCAACGAAGGCCCACCAUGCUUCUUUUCUCACAGUGAUGUGAUUUGGUCCACAUCCCAUGAACACUCGCGUAUCGGCAUGGGUGCCUUGAAGGCUUCACUGGAAGCCGUGUACAAUGCUAUAACGGGGAAGGAUUUGAAUACCUUUGCUUUCGGAAAGCCCCAAAUGAGCACCUUCAAGUUUGCCACUCGGCUCCUCCAAGACUGGCGCCAGGACUCUCAUGGCAUUGAUAAACCUCCCUCAACGGUUGAGAUCGAUUGGUAUUCAAUCCUUGUCAAAACUGGUGUCUGGCAGGAUAAAACCAUUCCUCGCUACCCACCUCGCAAAAUUUGCGACAAUGUCUACGAUGCCAUUAAAUUUGCAAUCGAACGCGAGCAGCAAAAGUCGAUCAACAGUGGCACUACAAUUCAGAAUAUACAAAAGAAGAAAGAAGGGUUGAAAAACUAA